AUGUGCGGCCGCGAGCUCCCGCUCGUCCUGCUGGCGCUGGUCCUCUGCCCCGCGCCCCGGGGACACACGGCGUCCGCGUCCGACGCCGGGGGCCCCGUGCUGCCCAAGAUGUACCCGCGCGGCAACCACUGGGCCGUGGGGCACUUAAUGGGGAAAAAGAGCACUGCUGAAUCUCUGUAUGUUGGUGAGAGGAGCCGGGAGCAGCCGCCAAGGGGGCUUCUGACCUGGGAAGAAGCUGCCAGGAAUGUGCUGCGUCUCGUCAAUGUGAAGCCCCAGGUGCACAGAAGCACUCGGCCCCCUCCACGCCUGCGCCGGAACCAUCACCUGCCUACCCAGGACGCAGAGGACAGCAGCACCUUUGAAGACACAGGUUCCAACGUGAAG
Messenger RNA from Elephantulus edwardii (Cape elephant shrew), 384 nucleotides. It is a transcript of the gene GRP, whose product is annotated as gastrin-releasing peptide. The transcript has 2 exons. The record is from RefSeq and is a predicted model, not a curated record. Gene Ontology annotation, molecular function: neuropeptide hormone activity. NCBI's taxonomy places the organism in Eukaryota, Metazoa, Chordata, Mammalia, Macroscelidea, Macroscelididae. Gene Ontology annotation, biological process: neuropeptide signaling pathway. The annotation marks the transcript as partial.